Messenger RNA from Adineta steineri, 486 nucleotides. The record is from the annotation of a GenBank genome assembly. NCBI's taxonomy places the organism in Eukaryota, Metazoa, Rotifera, Eurotatoria, Adinetida, Adinetidae.
AUGUCUUAUUUACGACGAAAACCUGAAGAUGAAAUUUGGUAUGUACAUUCGCCAUUAAAGAAAGGUAAUCGUGAAUUAGUAACAGCUCCUCCACCAUCUCAAAUUCCAUAUCUCAAUGGUGUAUUCGAUGAUGAAGCAACACUUAAUCAACCAAAAGUUAUGUAUGUUCGAGAUACUGAUACAGAUUAUAUACGACGAUGUAAAUUAGGUAUUAGCCAAAAUUUCCUCAAUCAUGUUGAUCCAGCAACACGUAAAAGCAAAGAACCGGUGCCUUAUCCACGACCACUUUGGUGGGAUGGUUUAUGUGAACAUAGUUCAACUGAUGCUGAUGGUGAUUACCAACAAGAAGGUGCAUCAACGCAACCGAAACAAGCACUUGGCCCUCCUGCAUGGUUUGUUCAUAGAGAACAUAAACCUUCUCCAGAUAGACGACAAGAAGUACCUUCAAAACAAUAUGACUUACCAACAAAAUCUAAAAAGAAAUAA